AUGUCCACAAGCUCACAAACCAGUUUUGUAAACGGCAAUCAUAAACCAGUCUCGCUUACCAGUGACAACGAUAGGUUCUACUCAACGCAACAACAGCUCAAAGGUGGAGGGAGGGGAGACAUGGCGAUGAGCGUAAAAGAGGUUAGCUUCCACUGGACGACUUUACGAACAACGGUGGUGUCUCGGAGUAGAUGGGCGACGGAAGACGGUGGCUUUGAAGAUCGCACUCUCGCGGCUUCCUCCGAAGCCACUUUCUUUCCCUCCAAGAACAUCGGACCAUGCCCUAUAAAUAUAGUUCUCAUCGAGAAGAAGGCAUUGUCGUACCCAUGA
Microthlaspi erraticum is the source of this 330-nucleotide messenger RNA. The record is from the annotation of a GenBank genome assembly. NCBI's taxonomy places the organism in Eukaryota, Viridiplantae, Streptophyta, Magnoliopsida, Brassicales, Brassicaceae.